GGGCUCGUGGAGUGCGAUCCCGGAAGUGUCAUUCGGCUUGCUGCAGUCAUGGCGGCCGGGUCUUUGCCAGCUUCCAUGGCCCCGUACUUUCCGGGAUACCACCCGUUCGACCCGGAGUCCCUGGGUUUAGGGGCGGGGUUCCGCCUGACUUCGUUCUCGGAUAUGAAGGGAUGAGGCUGUAAGGUCCCGCGGGAGACUCUGCUCAGGCUCCUGUCGGGACUGGAGGACGGGGAACCCGGCGAAGGGGGCGGCCGGGACCCGGAGAGCUCCUGUGCGGUGCAGGACGGGGGACACCCCAGGCUGGGGAUCGGUAUGGACUCAUGUGUGAUCCCUCUAAGGCACCGAGGACUCUCCCUUGUUCAGACCACGGACUUCUUUUAUCCAUCUGUAGAGGAUCCCUACAUGCAGGGCCGUAUUGCCUGCGCCAAUGUCCUCAGUGAUCUCUAUGCCAUGGGGAUUACAGAAUGUGACAAUAUGCUGAUGUUACUCAGUGUCAGCCAGAAGAUGACGGAUGAGGAACGGGAGAAGGUUACACCCCUGAUGAUCAAAGGAUUUAAGGAUGCAGCGGAGGAGGGAGGCACCUCUGUAACCGGGGGCCAGACUGUGGUUAAUCCAUGGAUCAUCAUUGGAGGAGUAGCCACGGUUGUUUGUCAGUCAAAUGAAUUUAUUAUGCCACAAAACGCUGUUGCAGGUGAUGUCCUGGUGCUGACGAAGCCUCUAGGGACGCAGGUCGCUGUGAACGCCCAUCAGUGGUUGGACAAUCCCGAACGCUGGAACAAGAUCCGUCUGGUGGUGAGCAGAGAAGAGGUUGAGCUGGCCUAUCAGGAAGCCAUGUUUAAUAUGGCUACCCUGAAUCGCACAGCUGCAGCGUUGAUGCACAUGUUCAAUGCCCAUGCGGCCACCGAUAUUACAGGCUUUGGCAUCUUGGGCCAUGCGCAGAACAUGGCACGGGAGCAGCACUCUGAAGUGAACUUUGUUAUCCACAAUUUACCCAUCAUCGCCAAGAUGGCGUCCAUCUCUAAGGCAUGCGGAAACCGUUAUGGUUUACUUCAAGGAACAUCUGCGGAGACUUCUGGUGGUCUACUCAUCUGCCUCCCGAGGGAACAAGCCGCUCGCUUCUGUGCCGAAAUAAAAUCCCCCAAGUAUGGAGAGGGACAUCAGGCCUGGAUUAUCGGUAUCGUAGAAAAAGGAAACAGGUCCGCCCGCAUUAUCGAAAAACCCCGGAUUAUUGAAGUGACCCCACGGGGUGCUGGGACAAGUGACAGCAGCACUACACAGAGUCUAGACGCACCAUACUAAACUGGACAGUAACAGUGCCUCAGGUUUCUUGCUUGAACAGAAUCUUAUUUCUAUGCUGUUUAAUGAAGGUAAAAAAUGCUUAGUUUCCGGAGCUGAAUAUAUUAUCUGAAUCAUAGGAUGAAAGCAGUGGAAAUUAUUUAUUUUUCUUAAUUUUUUUUCAAUAUGGACAAUGAAAACUCCUAAAGCCCUUCCGUCUGCUCUCCUCCGCUCGACGGUCCAGGCCUGAGCAGCUGGGCUGAAGAUAUGGAGGAGAAGGGGCUCUGGUGGCUUUCCUUACACUCCUGUCAAUGAUGUCUCUUCUGUAUAACCUGAUAUCAGGCUGGAGGGGACUGACAUAAAUUCAGAAGAGGUGGGGAGGCCGGCACAUCCCUUUUUAGAUGGUUUUUCAAUUAAAUAUAAUUCAUGAACCAAUAA
Molecule: messenger RNA, 1713 nt
Organism: Hyla sarda
Lineage: Eukaryota; Metazoa; Chordata; Amphibia; Anura; Hylidae
Product: selenide, water dikinase 2-like
Exons: 8
Biological process (GO): L-selenocysteine biosynthetic process
Cellular component (GO): cytoplasm
Molecular function (GO): ATP binding; selenide, water dikinase activity
Source: RefSeq, a predicted model, not a curated record